CAUAGAGACGGCUAACAGAUUGUGCUGGCAGUCUUCUAAUGGAGACACUCUCUCUGUUGACAGCCAAAGGCGCACUAGAAUGGAGGUCUUGAGGGAGAUGGUGGAGGAGGAGGAGGUGGCCGAGCGGGAGGAGGCGGCCGAGAGCAUCAAAUGGAAUGAGAAGGUGGAGAAAAUGGUGCGGCCAUUGGAGAUGCGGAAGGAGGAAACCACACUGACGCAGGAGACGCUCAGAGACCUGGAGAAGAAGCUGUCAGAGAUUGAGAUCCCCACCCCAGCAGAGCGCCUGGUCUUCACAACGGACACCAUUGACAUCUCCAACCUGCCCCUCUCCUACAAAACCAACACGCCCAAGGAGGAGCACCUGCUGCAGGUGGCGGGCAACUUCUCCCGCCAAUACAGCCACCUGUGCCCGGACCGCGUGCCCCUCUUCUUGAACCCGCUGAACGAGUGUGAAGUGCCGAAGUUCGUGAGCACGACCAUCCGGCCCACUCUGAUGCCCUACCCCGACCUCUACAACUGGGACAGCUGUGCCCAGUUUGUCUCCGACUUCCUCACCAUGGUGCCCCUGCCUGACCCCCUCAAGCCGCCCUCGUACCUGUUCUCGUCGACCACCGUGCUCAAGUACCAGAAGGGAAACUGCUUCGACUUCAGCACGCUGUUGUGCUCCAUGCUCAUCGGCGCCGGUUAUGAUGCCUACUGCGUCAACGGCUACGGCUCGCAGGACCUGUGCCUCAUGGACCUGACAUGGGAGGUGUGCCCGCUCACCGUGAAGCCCAAGGAGACCAUCAAGCAGAAGGAAAAGGCGCUGCCUAAGAAGUACACCAUCAAGCCCCCCCGGGACCUGAGCAGCAGGUUUGAGCAGGAGCAGGAGAUCACCAAGCAGCAGGAGAUGAGAGCCCAGGAGGAGCGGCGGCUGAGGGAGGAGGAGGAGCGCCUCCUGGAAGCGGAGAAGGCAAAGCCCGACCCCCUGCAUGGCCUGCGGGUGCACUGCUGGGUCCUUGUGCUGUUGGGGAAGCGCGAGGUGCCUGAGAGCUUCUUCAUUGACCCGUUCACAGCGCGCAGCUACAGCACCCAGGACGACCACUUCCUGGGCAUUGAGAGCCUCUGGAACCACAAGAACUACUGGAUCAACAUGCAGGACUGCUGGAACUGCUGCAAGGACUUGGUCUUUGACCUGGGAGACCCCAUGAGGUGGGAGUACAUGCUCUUGGGGACCGACAAGCCUUACCUGUCCUUGACUGAGGUGAACGAUGAGGAUGACGCGGAGAAUCUGGGCAAGGAGGACGAGGAUAAGAGCUUCGACAUGCCCUCAUCGUGGGUGGACCAGAUUGAGAUCUCCCCAGAAGCGUUCGAGACCCGCUGCCCCAAUGGGAAGAAAGUGAUUCAGUACAGGAGGGCGAAGCUGGAGAAGUGGGCACCAUACCUCAACGGCAACGGCCUGGUGGGCCGCCUCACCACCUAUGAGGAUCUGGAGUGCACCAAGAUCUUGGAGAUAAAAGAAUGGUACCAGAACCGGGAGGACAUGCUGGAGCUCAGGCAGAUCCAGAAGGGCACGGGUCUGAACACCGACUACUUCAAGCCAGGCCACCCCCAAGCUUUGCGUGUGCACUCCUACAAGUCCUUGCAACCUGAGAUGGACCGCACCAUGGAGUUUUACGAAACGGCCCGUGUGGAUGGCCUGAUAAAGCGGGAGGAGACUCCCAGGACCAUGACAGAGUAUUAUCAAGGACGCCCAGACUUCCUCUUCUACCGCCACGUCGACUUUGGGCCCAGGGUCAAGAAGGUUGCUCUGAGCAGUACAGAGUCAAACCCCCGGCCCCUGGUGAAAAUCACCGAGAGGUUCUCCCGCAACCUGGCGAAACCCGCAGAUGAGGAUGUGGCAGAGCGUGUGUUUCUGAUUGCGGAGGAGCGCAUCCAGCUGCGCUACCACUGCCGCGACGACCACAUCACCGCCUCCAAGCGCGAGUUCCUGCAGCGCAUGGAGGUGGACAGCAAGGGCAACAAAAUCAUCAUGACGCCCGACAUGUGCACCAGCUUCGAGGUGGAGCCCAUGGAGCACACCAAGAAGCUUCUCUACCAGUAUGAGACCAUGAUGCACCUGAAGGCUGAGGAGAAGCUGGCCAGACAUCAGGUCUGGGAGUCGGAGCAAGAGGUGCUGGAGACCCUGAAGCUUCGUGAGGAAGAGGAGGAAGCGCACACCUUGGCCAUCUCCAUCUACGACACCAAACGUAACGAGAAGAGCAAGGAGUAUCGGGAGGCCAUGGAGCGUGUGAUGCACGAGGAACACCUGAGGCAGAUGGAGGCGCAGCUGGACUACCUGGCCCCGUUUUUGGCCCAGCUCCCGCCAGGGGAGAAGCUGACGCGCUGGCAGGUGAUGCACCUCAAGGAUGAGUGCCUCAGUGACUUCAAGCAGCGGCUCAUCGACAAGGCCAACCACAUCCAGGCCCGCUUUGAGAAGGAGAUCCAGGAGCUGCAGAAGAAGCAGCAGUGGUACCAGGAGAACCAGGUGGCCCUGACAGCUGAGGACGAAAGCAUGUACCUGAGUUACUGCUCGCAAACCAUGUUCCGCAUCCGCAUCCUGGAGCAGAGGCUCAACAGGCACAAGGAGCUGGCCCGGCUCAAGUACCUGGCUCUGGAAGAGAAGCUCUACAAGCACCCCCGCCUGGCAGAGUACCUCAAGGCCUCCACCUGAUGGCCUCCCAGGGCCUCAGCCGAAGCUGCCAGAGAAGUGAAGCCUCCCUCCAGCUAGACUCUGGUGUGUCUACCAGCCAGUGUGUCCACCCAGACGCCUGGUUUGCUGCCAGCCCACCUCCCCUGCAGCUCUGUUGGUCCCUGUUUCUCAUGACUCCGCAGUAAAUAAACACACCCCGUUUGCCA
This is a messenger RNA of Carlito syrichta (Philippine tarsier), 2877 nucleotides long. RefSeq names its product dynein regulatory complex subunit 7 (gene DRC7). The transcript has 19 exons. The record is from RefSeq and is a predicted model, not a curated record. Gene Ontology annotation, cellular component: motile cilium. The coding region runs from base 80 to 2692 and encodes 870 amino acids. NCBI's taxonomy places the organism in Eukaryota, Metazoa, Chordata, Mammalia, Primates, Tarsiidae. Gene Ontology annotation, biological process: flagellated sperm motility.